This is a messenger RNA of Anopheles maculipalpis, 3554 nucleotides long. RefSeq names its product E3 ubiquitin-protein ligase Topors-like. Gene Ontology annotation, molecular function: ubiquitin protein ligase activity. NCBI's taxonomy places the organism in Eukaryota, Metazoa, Arthropoda, Insecta, Diptera, Culicidae. Bases 9 to 3518 code for a protein of 1169 amino acids. Gene Ontology annotation, biological process: protein monoubiquitination; protein polyubiquitination. The transcript is spliced from 3 exons. The record is from RefSeq and is a predicted model, not a curated record.
CCCCUGCCAUGGAAGAAUCACCCGUGGUAGAUUGUCCUCCAACACCGGAAAUACUCCCACUGUCAAGCACACCACCACCACCGUCACGUCCCUCCGUAGUGUACAGUUCGUCUUCGGAGGAAGGUGAUGAACCCACCGACGGACGUCGUUCGCCGCCACCGAAAUGUGCAAUCUGUCUGGGGAAAUGUCGCCAGCGGGCCUAUGCCAACUCCUGCAAGCAUCAGUUCUGCUUCCGGUGUCUACUGGAAUGGAGCAAGGUCAAACCAGAAUGUCCCCUGUGCAAACAACGCUUCUUCUCGAUCGUUUACUACAAAUCGAUGGAUUGUUUCGAGCAACACACGGUCCCGGUACCGAGCGCAAACGUGCCCCGUCUCAGCACCCGAAACAUGUACCACGAGCUGAACUUGUUUCUAACCAACUCGCAACGCUUCACGGCGUACGCAAUACCAAAUAUGACGCUGCGUCUGCAGUCGAACAACGAACGAAUGCAGGAGCUGCUGCUACAUCAAUCGAGCGAGGUGGACCGUUUUAUACGCGAGUACGGCAAUCGUCCGAUCCCGACGCGACAGGACGAGAUCCGGUGGAGACAGUUCAUCUACGCGAACAGACUGUACGCGUGUCCACUGCCCGAUCUGAACGGACGCUUUCGGGAGACGUCUGCUUCAUUUUACAGAAAUAAUCCAGCCCAGAUGCAUCGCGUCCUGUCGUGGAUGCACCGGGAUCUACUCGUACUGAGUGUUAAUGUUGUAAACCACAUCCCACACGUUGGCGCGCUGCAAGAGUUGAUUCAAAUGCACGAUAUUGAUUCACGAGAAUUUUUGAACCGCAUCCUACAACUGUUGCCAAUGGAAAAUGGAGAUCACUUUCAGCAUGAAUGUAUCAACUUUGCCCGCUCUCCGUACGACAUCAUUGGGUACGAUCGUUGCGUUCAAUACAAUCCACGAUUCGUCCAGCGUAAUCGGGUGCGUAGUCAGGUAAUUAUAUCAUCCUCGGAAGAAGAUAACGAUGAUAUCGUGUACUUGCCCAAUCCGGCACCGAGUACAUCGAACGAGACAACGAAUACCAGUGGUAGAGCAGCUGCAUUUGGGGAAGGAGUUAGCAAUGGUAGCGGCAGUGCAACGGGAACAAGCCGCGGUUCUAUUGUCGUACGUAGCGAGAUCAUUAGCGAAUUCCCCCUGCUAGAAGAAAUUGCUGCCAGCGAUGAUGUUCGUCCCGUUUCUGCAUCCUCCACACUGCCACGCGUCCCGCUAACGUCAAUCGCUGCCACAAGCGCUGUCCCGACUGAAAAUAUUUUACUUUCGUCAAGCGAUUCCGACGACUGUCAGUUUGUGAUGGCACAGAAACCGCCCCACCUGCGGACACCCGACCACGUGGUAGAUCUGGAAUCGGCCAGCGAUAGUGAUGUGGUGUUUGUCGCGGAAGAACCACUCGAUGCGAAAGCAACGGCCCGAAUACCGCGACAACAGCAGCAGCAAGAUAAUUCACUGAAGAAAGAGACGGCCGGAGCACAAGAGUACAAUAAUGGUGCCUCGACUAGUUCGGGCUACUGCGGUGCUGGUGGUAAUGGAAAUGGCGGAGGAGGAAGCAGCGAGAGUGUUGCGGGCGGCGGAAGCGCAUUACGAUCAAAGUAUUACGCACGGCCUCGAUUAACGCGCUACACGGGCGGUAUAGGGGUCAAGAGUAUCUACGAGGCAACCGAAUCGGACGAUACGGAUUGUGACACGCUAUUUAACUUACCGCAAGGUCGGCGCCCAAUGUCCAACACUGCCAACGAUUCGUCCUCGCACAAUGAGGUAGAUUUUGAAUCGGGACCUCAACGAAAGCGAAGAAAACCCUGCAAAAAGGCCACUCAGCAGCAGCAGCAUCAGCAGAAGGUUUCAAAGCGAGCCUCACGAAAGCGGCGCAACAGCAGCGCCAGUAGCUCCAGCAGUCACGAAGAAGAUAUCAACAGCACCACCAGCAGGAGCAGCACCAGCAGUAGUAGUAGCAGUGAUGAUGAUAGUGAUAGCAGCUCUAGCACAUCAAGUUUCUCCAGCAGCAGUGACAGCACUACUAGCAGCAGCUCGAGCAGUUACAUCUACGGCGGAAGCAAAAGCUAUCACAAAAACAUUACGGUGGAAAUUGAAUGCGGACGGCAGCUAAGGCAUAACACGGCCCAGCAAAGCAGGGCGAGCUACACCGCACGCUGCAAAAUGGACCAAACGGACUCUAAGGGACGCUCGAAAAAGAAGCGUAGCCGAAAAAUGGUUGAUAAUGAAUGGAAAAAUGGCAAGGAAAAACUGUCGACAUCCGGUUCGAAAUUGACAGUGCGACGCACCAAGUCGAAAAAGAAGUCUCAAUCGACGUCCCGAACGGCAAAGAACACCAUGAAAGCAUCCCGCUCAAAGUCGAAAUCGAAAUCGUCAUCGCGUGGUACUGCAGGCAGAAGCAAUAAAGGUAAAAAGCGCACCAAACCAUCCACGGAUGAGGGUGAGGAUGAACCGUCCCGAUUGACUCCGCAGCUAGCCGAUGAAGACGCGUCCACGAUGGCACAUUACGUGAUAGCAUCGAGAUCCUCGGUAUCCCCGACGCUUGAUGUAACGACGGUCGAUGGAACGGAUGGUGGUCGAGAGCGCAAGCUGAAAAGUGUUAUCAUCAAACGUUGCCAUUACAACAAAGCGUCCUCGAACCGGGCGAAUGAAGCGAUAGGUGAUGAUGGUAUGGAAGCGAUGGCAUCUGGUUCGGUUGUAAUAAGUAGGAAAGUACCAAUCGCUUCCACUGGCGGAACGGAACGACAAACGAUUGAAUCAUCUGCAGGACACACGGACUUGUUGAAAUGUAUUUUGUCAUCUGCGAGUAGUUCUUCGGGUGAAUCGGAAUCGGAACCGUCCAUCACUCCUCUGGCACAAACCCAUCGAAGCGAGGCUUACCAAACGCACAACCAGCAGCAAGAUUGGACACCAGCCGAAACGUUUAUUCAGCAGGAUCAGCUUCAACUACCAAACAUCAACACCGAUCAACAGCAGCUCGAGGCGGACGAAAGCACUACCACCGGUGCAUCGGAAUCGUUGUUCGAACCAACGAUGAGCUGGACCGAAGAGACGGUUCCCGAGCGGUCACUGCUACCGGAAGAUCGGGCUCUGUCGUCAGCGGCCGCUUCACCAUUCUCGUCGAUAUCAUUCCCACCGUCCACUACGUCCGUUUCGCCGUCCCCGUCGAUGUCGUCGCAAUCGUUAGCAUUAGCGGCUGUCCCCUCACCGUUGCAGCUGAUCGAAAGCUUAGGCGGUGGUACAAUGGAUAGUAGCGAUUCACCGUUACCCUCGUCUGUGCUUGGCGGUGGUAUGGAUGCUAUCGAUGGAACUAUAGAUGAAAUUAUGGCAUCGGAAGUUGUUAACGCAACGGCCACGAUCUCGGAUGCUCCUACGGUCGGGAUGAAUGGUGGUGGUGAGGAGGAAGUAGAACAAGGUACGGUCGCGGUUCUCUGUGAAACUGUACCAGUCGCGAGCGAUGGAGUGCCACCGGUACAGUUGCAACUGUGAGAUUUACUGCGGGCUAUCGAUUUUAUCGAUUGAUUG